Bombina bombina (fire-bellied toad) is the source of this 966-nucleotide messenger RNA. It is a transcript of the gene PRDX3, whose product is annotated as peroxiredoxin 3. The coding region runs from base 61 to 819 and encodes 252 amino acids. Gene Ontology annotation, molecular function: thioredoxin peroxidase activity. Lineage: Eukaryota; Metazoa; Chordata; Amphibia; Anura; Bombinatoridae. The record is from RefSeq and is a predicted model, not a curated record. The transcript is spliced from 7 exons. Gene Ontology annotation, biological process: response to oxidative stress; hydrogen peroxide catabolic process; cellular response to stress. Gene Ontology annotation, cellular component: mitochondrion; cytosol.
GCAAGCACCGCCCCACAAGCUAGAUCUCACAGCCUGGGCUUGAGUGCGUCACAUACAAACAUGGCGGCGUCCUGGGGAAGGUUACUGACAGCAUGGGCCGGCCGUGUAGGAGCAGCUGCAGGACAGAUCCCUCGUACCAUUAAGGCUCCUGUACUGAGGAGAGCGGCAGCCUUUUCACCCACUAAUUAUGCAGUACCGAAGCUUCAGUUCAGCACCAGUUCCUCACGGUUCUUCCCUGCUGUUACCCAGCAUGCUCCACAGUUUAAAGGCACAGCUGUAGUCAAUGGGGAAUUCAAAGAGAUUAGUUUGGAUGAUUUUAAGGGCAAAUAUCUGGUGCUUUUCUUCUACCCUUUAGACUUUACUUUUGUGUGCCCUACAGAGAUUGUAGCUUUUAGUGAUAAAGCCAAUGAAUUCCAUGAUGUAAACUGUGAGGUGGUCGCUGUGUCUGUGGACUCUCACUUCUGUCAUCUAGCCUGGACGAACACGCCUAGAAAGAACGGAGGUUUGGGUCACAUGAAUAUUCCGCUUCUGUCAGAUUUAAACAAACGGAUCGCUCGUGAUUAUGGAGUUUUGUUGGAGAGCCCCGGCAUUGCUCUAAGGGGACUUUUCAUCAUCGAUCCUAAUGGAAUAAUCAAGCAUCUGAGUGUGAAUGAUCUUCCUGUUGGGCGCAGUGUUGAGGAGACACUACGUUUAGUCAAAGCUUUUCAGUACGUGGAGACUCAUGGAGAAGUCUGCCCAGCAAACUGGACUCCCCACUCCCCAACGAUUAAGCCCAACCCAGAGGGCUCCAAGGAUUACUUUGAGAAAGUAAAUGAAUAACUUUGCAGUCCAUCUAUUUCACAGCACAGAAGAUGACUUUGAACUAUUUAGAGUUUACAAUGAAGGCUAUGAUUUUGUUUCUAUAAAGGUUAUGUUCAUGUGCAGGGCAAGCUACACACCUAGAAAUAAAAUCCUCUUUACAGAACA